Messenger RNA from Spirometra erinaceieuropaei, 37449 nucleotides. The record is from the annotation of a GenBank genome assembly. Lineage: Eukaryota; Metazoa; Platyhelminthes; Cestoda; Diphyllobothriidea; Diphyllobothriidae.
AUGGUUCGAGACACAAUUGUACAGUAAGUUUUCGCUAAGUCUUUUAUUUUAGUACAAGCAUUUUUUCCUGAAAUUUCACAUCCUCCUUUUUCUUAGGACUACAGCGAACGAAAAACGAGUGCGCUGCAAGCUACUGCAGGUAGUUCAUACGGCUUUUAAGUGUCGAUUCGCAUGGAUGAUGUCAUACCAGCAGAAUUAUUGCCAAAAAAUGUGGAUUACAUCGAUAUCUUUGAGGAUUCUUGUUUACUCCUAGCCACUGAUAACAGUGAGUGCUCCAAUGCCUCUGAUGGUAAUGUUAUCUUAAAAACCCCACUUGAAUUGCAGAUGUACUGUCACAGUUUUUAGUAAGUGCGGCCAAUCGAGCUGCGUUGGAAGACAGCAUCGUUAUUUAUUUAAGACACCGUGAGCUUGACCGGAUUAGCCCUUUGGCGGUUCAUGGGACUCCCUCGUUCAACUGUGGUGCCUGGGAUCGAGUACAGUUUGCGUAUGCCCUCAUUCUUGUUGCCCUUCUAAAACGUUCUUUGCAUGCCCUAUCAUAUAUCCCCGACGUAUUACGGCACCAGCCUCCUAACGUUUGUACCUAUACCGCCGACGGUCAAAGUAAAGUCCUUGGGACCCUUACAUGACAUGCCAUCUAACGUAUUUACGUAUAAUCAUCUCUCUACAAUAUCAGGCUUGAUUGAGUCCUCAUUAAGUCUCGUCCGCAACUGCUUCCUCCCAACAUGGUCGGAAACAGGAAUAGAAGCGCUCCGUAAAAUACGGGCAGUUUCAAUGCACCAUUUGUCUCGCGUUCGCCUUUGAGCCGUGGCUCCCAAGUUCCAGAAUUCUGCUGCAGACUUAUCAGUGAAGACUUCUCAGCAAGUAACAAUACACCCCUUAUGACUUCAUCCAGCAAAAGUACUCCCAUUUAACCUGGGAAUCUUUUCUCACCAGGGGCUGCCCGAUGUAGGCAGCUACCAGCCACCCUCGAUACACAUUCGAUCGGCACGGGCAAAAUUAAACAGAACCGCUUAAGACUUUAAGAGUCGUGUUCUUGUUAGCAUUACUAAGAAGUAAUCGCUCUUCCACAUGACCAAAAUUUGGGAAAAUCUUAACGGCACUGUCUGUACUCGCUUCGCUAACGUCACUGCCCAAAAGCUCGUUGCAGGUCAACAUUCAGGCUAUGUUGUUUUUUAAUCAGACGAUAUAGAAUGAAAGUAAUUAAGUCAGACUCAGUGAUCUUCAAGAGGAGAGUUAUACCAGAUGACAUUAACGCCUCGUGGAAAAUUCCUGGCUAGCAUGUGGUUGUUUCUAUCUUCCCAACUUGAACCUAUUUUAAACGACCCUGUUCAGUGACCCGUCAAAGUCGUUCAUUUGCUGAAUCUCCGUUGUCUUGUGUUCCCAUGCCUCUGGUUGAUCAGAUGACCGCUUGCAUGCUUGGUACUUAAGGGAACGGACGAUCAUCUUAUUUUUAUUGGUUGACAAGUGAAAUACUGAUGCAAAUUCGUGAGAAAUAAACAAUUACCAGCCGCAGGUUAGAAAUCCUGUCAGGAAGCGUCUCAACUAUACAUUCCACUAGGUGACUGCCGCCAAGACCUACUACUAAGGAGACGGAGCUCAUGCCGAUAAGGUAUCUCAUCAGCACACACCACGCCAUUCGAUUAACACGGUGCUUUAAGACCCCUCUACGUCCGAGUAUUUAAGUAUUAAUAAUCCAUCACUUAGAUAGGCUUGACCUUGCAGACUUGCGAACACCCUGAAUAACCGGCAUCUUGAUAAACGUUAUUAUUAUCGUGGAGGCCAUCGUAGGUCCCUGUAUAUUAACAGCUUCACUUUUUAGCUCACGAGUUGGUCUGCCAUAGUGACUUUGCAUCUCUUCAACGUUGCAGUAUUCUAACACCCUGACCAGUAAUAAUUCAACCGGAGGUCUUCUGAAUUGACAGUCUGGUGGAUGCCUAUGCAGGUUUUCCUCUCCCCUCACAAGGGUUUCGCAUGGCUAUCCGAUGACCUGGUCGUUUUGGGCCUUUUAAAAACAUCGCCCGAACAGCAUCUUCUGUCUCAAUAACGGCAUAACAGGGGCAUAGACAUCCCCUAGAAUAUGGCGCAAAACUGCCUGACUUACGCGGUGGAGGGGGGUAUCUAUUCUCGUGACUCACGUAACUAACCUUGGCUAAGCGCUUUGAGCAAACUGAGUUAUAAGAGUAUCAGUUGUCCUUAUUGAGCCAAUUACGGUCUUCGAUGUAUGUUUCAGGUAUCCAUCCAAAGAUACUCUUCUGCAUUCGCUUCGCAACCUUCAUCUCCGACCCAAUCCUCCAGAUCUUAUAAUAAUCGAGCAUGUAGAACGCUUCUUCGACAGCAGCGUAAGCCAUUUAAUACAGAAUUAUAGUACCCAAAUUCGCCGCUUUAGUGUUAGGGUUCUCUCAUACAGAUUUCAACUCAUGUUUUUUUGGUAUCCUUGUAUAUCUCGGAAAACCUGAUCCAUCGUGCGCGGCCCAUGCGUGUGUGGCAUGCGCAGACGGUCCGUUUAGUUCUCUCACUGCACGUGAUUCCACCUCUGGUCGUUUUGACUCGCUCACGACACCGGAUUCAGGUGGGUGAGGAAGGAGAGAGUGCGGUAGAUGUAGCGCAAGUCUACUAUCAUGCGCACCCCCUAAUGAAGGCCAACAUUCGGGUGUGGCGUCAAGGCCCGGUUACCGGCUCACACCGCGCCCCUUGGGAUCCGUGCCAUCUCCUUCUUAUGGUGUGAAAUCCUGGUCAGCGUACGUUGUGGACCAGGAUAUGUGGUGGUACGCCCAGGUGCGGGCUUUCGCUGUGUUAGCAGAUUCGACUGCUUUGAAGAAGAAGAAGAAGAAGAAUCGAGCAUCGGAACAAUUCGUUUAUUAUCCUGAGCUUUCAGACUCGUACAGGAGUCCAUCGUCAGAGGUAGUGGCAGAAACAGGACAAGCGGCAGUUAUAAGGCACGUAGACCCAAUCAUCGACCGACGUCGCACGACUGGAGGUGACUACGAAGGGCUCUGUACGCCGGCGCCAGAUCGAUAAAUCGAUUGACCGAGUUCUCAUCCGAGGCCCAGGCUUCAAUCAAUUCUCGGCCUGUUUUGUUUCCGGCGUGGGCAACUAUUUUGGUGGCUGCGAAGUCAAACUCGUGACCGAUUUCGUAGGUGUGGGCGGCCACUUGUGACAAUGCGUCGCCGCGCCUCACAGCCAGCUUAUGUUCAUGUAUGCGCGAUCCGAGCAUGCGUCCAGUCUGUCCUGUGUAAUUACAAGGACAAUUUUGACACGGAAUGCGAUACACUACUCCAGAUUGCUCUUCGGGUUUUAACCGGUCUUUGAUCUUCAUGACCCUGUUGCGCAUGGUGGCUUUGGGGCGGUGUGCGAUUCCAACCCCUAGCUCCGCGGCGAUGCGCUCGGUCGCUUCUGAAACACCCUUGAUGUAUGGCAGAGAGUGCCACAUCGUCGGUGGCGUUGAUGUUCGAGUUCUCUGGUGGCGACCGCGUAGGCAGCGACUCAUGAAUGCCCUUCGGAAAGCCAUUUUGCACAAACUGGUCGCGGAGAUAACGGGUCUCACGUGCUCUGUCCUCCGGUUUGUUGCAGUGAGUUUGAAUCCGUUUGAAGAGCGUCUUCACACAGCUUCGUUUGUGAACCACCGGAGGGUCGCUGCUAAAGCUGAGAGGCUGUGUGGUGUUCAUUGCCUUCCUAUAAACUGUCGUUUUAAAUUAAUCGUUAGGGUUUCGUACGACAAGCACAUCCAGGAAGGGCAGCUGCUGUUGCUGUUCUUCUUCCCUCUCGAAUUUUAUAUCAGGGAAGACUGCAUUGAGCAGGCCGUGGAAAUGUUGCAGCACGUCCUUCUUUACGAUGACAAACGUGUCGUCUACGUAAGGGCGCCAAAAUACCGGCUCAUUUAGGAGGAAGGCAAUUUUUUCUAUCUCCUAUAGGACCAGUUCCGCCACUGAACUGGAGACCGGUGAGCCCAUUGGAGUUCCCUUGAUUUGUUCAUAUGUCUCUCCAGCAAAAGUGAAGAAAGUUUGUCGGCAGAAUUCAAACAGCCUCAUGAGGCGUUCAAUUUUGAGUGCAUUCUGAGUCUCGUCGUACGCCUCUUCCAGUCUCUUGCGCAAAACUUCACGGGCCAAGUUUGGUGGAAUGGACGUAAAUAACGACGUCUCGUCGAAGGAGACCAUGAUUUCAUCCGAUUGAAUCCUCCGACCUCGGAGGUCUAUGAGGAAUUGAGGGACUGAUCGAACUGAGGUAGUCGAAUUGCCUUGGAGGUAUGCCUGGAAGUAUGCUCGUUGCACACAAGUGAGGGAGUAGGUAGGGGUCGUUAGUAGCAAUCAAGUCGGGCAAUGCUUGUCAGUGAGGUAGUGAGCAUGCCCACGAAUUCAUCAACACUGGAGUAUAAUGGCAUGCCCGUUGCCGCUUCAGUCUGCUCCACUUGGAAUCCGUGUCAUCCCCCUAUUUGUGUUGGGGUAUAGCAUCACGGCCAGUGUACGUUGUGGACAGGGGGUGUGGUGGUCCGCUCAGGUGCGGGUUUUCGCUGUGUUAACCACCUGUGACCUCUUUCGCCACUUGUCUUGGCUCUAUCAUGACACGGGGUCCAGAUGGGGGAGGAAGCAAGACUGCGGUAGAUGUUGCGCAAGUCACCGUUCCCGAUCCCACAUUGUGAACAUCGUCGGAAUUGACGGUCAAGCUGUCGCUUAAGCACGUUGGACUCGAUGAGUUAAGUGCCAUUUAGGCAUUUUACGGACAGCGUAAUGUCCUUUGACUUAUGGAACAUUUUCAAGAAAACCCAUGACAAGGCAAUGGGAACUAAAAUAAUGGCUUCUGGCUUACUAGACGUCGUCGGUCAGUGCUGAUUAGCAUCGACGCAAUCGGACUCUUUCGCACGGAUCUUGAUUCCAACUUCAUGAGCCUAAGUAUUCCAGUCAUUUGCGUCUCAGCCGUCCGCAUGUCUCUUUUUCAGUCAUCUCCUUGAAUCAUACAAACGAUACGUCAGCGCUUUUUCUUUCAGCUUCCUCCUUGCACCCAUGUCUAUCUUGUGCGCUCGUUGCUUUUUGGCCGGUUCUGACACUUGAAUGCCAUUUGCCUUGUCUUCGAUCUCCAUCUCCACUUGUGUUAUCGUUUGCAAGGGAGAGGAUUUUGUCCGAAAUCUGCGUGCGGUCACCUUCUUUCUCCGCGACAUCCUCCUACACCUGCGUAACACCGCCGCACCCGGAGAUCACGGGUCCAAUUGCAGGGUUCUGGUGAGUUGUCAUCUACCGGCCGCCAGUACCGCUGCUCGGUCAAGCAUCGUAUCUCUACCCCAUGGUCUCGCACAGACCUGCAUCCUUCAGUCCGAGGGUAAGAGAUAACAUCUGGCCAUCAUCCAGCCUCUUGGGCGUUAACUUCGCCAGUUUUUUUUCUAUUGCACUCCACUCCGACCACACACACCACCCAACUGUCACCUGUUGUUCCUGGAAUCUGUGCUGACGAUUGAAGUAACAAUCGGGAGAUGCUACCAAAAUAUCCGUUGUCUAGAAAUAAUACCUACUAUAUCUAUUUGAGUAGGUUAUAGCCCUACAUAUUUGUUGUUUCACCUGACCUGCAGUCCACAUGCUGCCUCACUUAGAUUAUCAGUUGAGCUGCGAUCGCUGUAGACCGAGCCAUGGUUAAUCAACUCCGACCACAGCCACCGCCCAACUGUCACCUGUGCUUCCUGGAAUCUGUGCUUGCGAUUGAUGAGCGAGUUUGGGUGAAAUUAGCUCGCCUGUGUCCCAACUCCAGCGAAGUUGUGUGCGGAGCUGUGUUAUGGUGCGCGUCGAUGGGAACUUUUGUACCAGUCCACUACCUCUACCCUCAAGUUCAUCUUCAGUUACCUUGACCGCGUUUUGGCUUUGGAGCACGAUGGACGCGGCUGUUAAAGCCCUCCUCACUGACAGUUUGGCCGUCGAAAACGACACAGUUCAUCGUGUGUUCCUCAGCAUGGCGGGCGCAGGGACAGUAGCUUGCACGUGAAUUAGUUUACAGUGGAAGUGGGCUUGCGUAGUAUCUGGCGUACACUCAUCCACCUGAGUCUAGCGUCAAGAAGACCAGAGGCGGGAUCGAGCGCUGUGACCGACCAGGCUAAACAGCCCUUCUGUGCGUGCCAACCACACCCGGUCCGCGCCAGAAUGACUCGGCUAGGGUCCCAAAUUUAGUGGGAGGACCAUAGAGACCGUACUAAGAGGAACCCUUUGCCGUCUGGCCCUCCAUUUUGAAAGAGCGGCUGAGUUAUCCCUUCAGUAGGCUGCUUUCAACUCCACGACUUUUAUUGCACCGCAACAGUUAAAGAGCGCGUAAAACCGUUCAUAGUGAGUAAUAUGCACUGAGUGCCGUGGGUACAGAGUCCCCAGAGUCGAUUCCACUCUCUCUUUCUUUACCCAGACACCAGUCCACUGUCCGACCCGGUCGGUCGUCUAAUGUAUGGCGCAGUUAGCUAACAGAACUGGACAGCCUGUCUGCGCUUGCCACACUCGACCGGAGCCUUGCACAACACACCAGGUUCCCACACAAAGGAGAUGAGCGGUUUUGGUAUCACAUGCGUGAGAACCUCUUGGGGGGGGGGUCAUGCUAGAAAGGAGCCCUUGGACCUGACUGCUCAAUCGGGAUGGUGAUGGCCACUGCCUUGUUUCACCGACAAGCAUGUCCAUUAACUGGAAAAUUUCUACUAAAGGUUUGCUUCCGAGGGUUCAUGCAACUGCUGCCCUCCACACCGACUCGAGUCCUUCCGUGUAGUUUGCUGAAAAGCAGUCAAAUUUACACCCUGUUCCGGGUAUCCUUCUGUUCGUUUUUACAUGUCUGCGUCUGACAACAUGAAUAAGGCGGGGAAAAGGAGUGUAUGCUGCCUCCACUUCCACGUGCAAACCCCUUAUUCUCAUUAUUAACUAGGGGUGUAGAAGGGAGUGGGGGAGAGUGAGGUCUUCGCUUUGUGACGUAUUUCGUCAUCUAGACGAAUCUAAUGCACAGGCUGUUUGCUCUCUAGGUAGAUCGUACACAUACCAUUUCUGGUCCUUACCGCCACUAGGAUGCUGUUGUUUGCCGCACUCAGUAAAUAAAAGCCACCUUGUAUGAGGGUAACCCUUCGCACUUGAUAAGCACAGUUUUUAGGUAAGGCCGUAUGCAAAAUUCUCAACAACUGUUCAGGCCGAACGAGAAGCUUAUCAGCGGAUAAUGACCAUGCCACUGACUACUGCGUAUGAGGACCUGUCUGUCGAGCAACGGUUUCGCCGUCGUUGUCGACGAUCGGCUGGCGCCCCUCUACUCCUGUCGACGAUGUCCACAGUGGGCUCCACAGCACAGUGAGAGCAGGGACGGCGACUUGCGCGUUAAUUAGCUUCUAGUGGUGGAAGGCUUGCACAGCAUCUACCGCACCCCCUCCUCAUCCCUCAUCUGGGCCCGGUGUCAUGAGGUAGUCGAGAAGACCGGAGGCGAGAGCGGCCGUAGGUCGUUGGUACGGCGUAAACCCGCUCCUAAGCGCACCACCACAUCUCCUGGUCCACAGCGAACACUUGACCAGGAUUUUCAACAACAACAAAUACGGGGGGAGGGGGUGGGGGGGCGGGGCGCCAGGGCUCCCAAUUGACGCUGCGUGAGCCAGCAACUGGUCCUGCCACCGCAUCCCGAAUACUGGCAUUUAUUGUGGGUGCGCAUUCCCGAUAACGCCUGCCAGAAUCCGAUAUAGCUCCUGUGUAGGUCCAGCGCAUCUACCGCGUGGUCCUUUUUGAGGGACCGAACACCACUGGCUACGAAGUAGCAUAUAAAUAUACAGAGCAGCCACUUCACCAGAUUCACAACACCGGUGGUUGCCGGAAACGCAUUCUACUCUCUCUCUCUCUCUCCCUCUCCCUCUCCCUCUCCCUCUCCCUCUCUCCCUCUCACCACCCCCUCAAUGCUCUUCAUGCAAAGACAGAUCGGUGGAGGGCAAAGAUUAAUAGUAAAACGUGUGCAAAGAGAAUUGACUUUUUGUCUUUUUGUGCCACUCAAGAGGAGAUAAGGUUGCGAUUCGCCAAACACCACUAUAUUCAAAACCUUAGUAGAGAGCGUAGGAAGUCAUCGGCAGAACUGUGACAUACAAGUGAAUGAGCGCAUUGACAUGCCAGGAGCGUCUUCUGCUACAGAGGAAAGUCAGACCGUCAGGAAGAGAAGUUUACCAAUCUGCGCUUUUGAACUUGUUCUCGGCCGACACACGAGAAGUAACAAAAUAAAAUCAAGCGGGUAAAUUGGCCAAUCUUUUUCGCCUCGUGCCCGUGAACGAUUGCAUCGACCUGGGGUGGCGCUUAACAAUUAUGGGACGCCUACUAGAAGGCACUGAAUAUUACGCACCUAUUAAUCGAGUUCCGACCUGCUUUUCCUGUCUCGAGCAUUGUUCUGCACUCGGCUCGUUCGAUUGCCGAUAUGGCGAGAAAGCUGCAGGUGGGAUUUUGUCCUAGGUUGUCUACAGUCUUGCGAAAUACUAGGACACCUCCUACGGCCAUUUUGAGUUCGCUCAACGUGGUGGUUUUGAUUUGGACGUGUGAGCCUCCAAGUAGAUAUUUCGAAAUUUGUUCAUAUUUACCCAACUGUGAAAAACUCGUCGCCUCGGUGGGAUUCGAACCCACAAAGCGUGUUGGUUUUAGUAUAGUAGUUAGUAUGUGUGUCCCUCCCCCCCAACAAUGACCCCCACGGGGUUUACGCCGAAUCAACAACGGGGAUCAGAUCAGGGUCCGGCACGCGUUGUUGAACUCCACACCCAUGACCAAUGCCAUUUAUUGGGUUGGGGGAGGGGAGAGGGGGGAGGGGGUGGGUGGCACGCCAUGACUCGGACUGUCACCGCACUAGGCGCCUACGCCCGUAUCAGCUUCCUUGACUGUGUCUUAGCAUCGGGCCCCGGAGAAUGAAGGAGUAAAGUGCGGGAGCUACAACCCGAGUGUACUAUCAGCAUAAUUUAAGCGCUAGUCACCUCCCCUGGGGCACAUACAAUGGGCAUCGUCGGUCGAACUGUCCUCGUACACCAAUCUUUGCGCCUACCCACCCUCAUAAAUUGGAGGAUACGCACUCCCAAAUUCAGACAAAAUUCUUCGCACUAAGCACGUUUGCUGGAUGCGCUCCGAGUAAGUAUUGUUAAAUAGUCAUGUGUUAAUCCUCAGCUUCAAUUUGCGGGGUGAGGUUGACUUGUCCCGGCGCUUUGGUUAAAAUAUAAUUUUAUUGCUACUUAGAACUGUUAGGUAGGUCGUAAAAUGUACAGAUUUUGCACUGACGCGUUGGUUUGGGUUGGUUUGCGUCUACGCUGGCCCUGCGCGGUGGGCAUCCCUAUACGACCUUGGUCGGGGUGAUUGGUGUCUGGGUUGACCUUGGAUGGUUGGGCAUUUUAGAAAAGAAGCCCUGCCACAAGGCGUAGCUUAAUAAACAAGGGUUUAUCUUUAUGCAUGUGGUCACCGGAUCGCUGUUCUCUCGGUGUUCGAUCGAUGAUUCCUCUGAUAGCGAUCCCAUAAAUAGAAGGACGCGGGAGAACGACAUAAAGUGAAAACAGGGUGGCAACAUUCUUGACUCCAACAUUUUUAUGCAAAACGAUGGCAGUCAAUGAGGAGAAGGCUGCGGGCUAUUGUCAAAGAGCAGGCCACCAACGUGUUCGAUGAACGCCUUCCAGGCCUGCUAGACUGUGCUGACCUUCAGGUCUCGCCAUACGCUGUAUCGCAGUGUGAUCAUAUGCACCCACAGAGAGUCCUGUCCAUGUGGGACUACCCUCGUGCCUUCAUCAGAUUUUGCCAACAGAGGGCAAACAGGAGAGACUCAUCACAAUGCAUCCCCCUGCCAUAUUUCAGAAAUGUACAGUGAGUGACCGAUCACCUGAAAGGUUGGCUGAAAUUCUGAAAUGUGUUCUCGAUUAGGAAGGAUUACUUAGGCGCGGUUGUAAUGCUGAUUAUCCUGCGGCAUAGUCCUAUAAUAUUCGGACCCGGCAGGGUGUGAGCUUUUAAAUACACUGCUUUUCAAUCUCCUGUAGAAACCGUACUCGGUGAAAGAUGACUACUUAAGUAGCAGGCAUUUUUCCCAUUGAUUCUCCAUGGUCUUGUAAAUUUUAAUAUAUUUUAUAGAAAACACAAACAAAAAUGUGCUUUUUUCAGUUGUUCGAUAGAGAAUCACGUCAUCUUUAUAUUUUAUACGCGAAAAAGGAGUAUAAUUAGGUUUUAAAAAGGUUUCUAAUUAUGAGAUUUUUUAAGACAGUAAGAUGUCCACUCAUAUAACAUCGUACCUGUAUUUUUACCACUGUCCUCAUGAAAUGUACAACACUGUCCAUUUCAAAAUUCUGUGGACCCUGUAUGAUAUCUUUUUAAAGACGCAGAAGAAUAUGUGAUUUUGUUUACGCGGGACGCAUGCACCUUGUAGACUGAAAUCACUAAGCGCUAAUGCAACGAAUGAUCAGGCUCCAAAUUAUUUGGCAAUUAGAAAACUUUCUUAAAGCCUUAUUAUCCUCCUUUGAGUAUAAGAUACAGAGAUGAUGUGAUUCUCUAUCAAACGACUGAAAGGAAGCAUAUUUUUGUUCGUGGUUUCUAUAUGUGUUUGAAUUUGCAAGACCAUUAAAAAUAAAUGUGAAAAAUGCAUGCCACUUCAGUAGUCACUUUUCACCGAGUACGGUUUCUACAGGAAACUGAAGGGCGGUGCAUCCGAAAGCUGACAUAUUGCUAAGUCCGAAAUAUUAUAGGACUAUGCCGCAUGAUAAUCAGCAUCACAACCGCUCCUAAGUAAUCAUUCCUAAUCGAGAACGCAUUUCAGAAUUUCGGCCAGUAUUUCAUGAGAUCGGUUACUCACUGUAUCCGAAAUGACCGAGUCCAUUUCCACAGACCUUCCUGUGGGUAUGUCCCGCCGGCUAGAGGCUAUCAAAUGCCAUGAAUACCGAGUGUCAACCGGACACCGGUGAGUGUCAUGUCGGAUCCUUGCACCGAAGUCAACCCUACAACUGUACAGCUCAGACCGCAAGAAGUUUCGGCUGUCGGCACAUGUGAGCGCAAGCUGCCUGUAGGGAGGAGUUAUGCAGCGUUACAAGUUGCCGUCUGGACUCAGAACCAACCACUGCUAAUGACGCCGAUCUACAACAGGAAAGUACGGGAGUCACUUUAGAUCCAAUCCCACCAGCCUCCCCUGCGAAUCACGCUCUUGCUGCCGUGUGGGGUGUUCCCAUUCGAAGCCAAGCAGGCUAGGACUGCUAUGCUCUCUUCAAUUCGCAGUGCACGCAUGUACUCUUACCUUGUUAGCGCUCCAGAGGGGCUUGUUCAAUAACAUUUAGAGGUGAAACCAGCUCUCGCGGUUCUCUCCGCCUGGCUUUUGCUGUCGGCAUCAUGCCUCUAGCGGCCGGCUCCUGCUGUCGGAGGCUUUGACACUGUGCUGUUUCACAAAAAGUGUCGGAUGAUUCGUCCGUUUAUUGGCUAAUAUGAUUCCGACCUUGACAUGGUACUUCGGACGCCUUCAGGCGCGUCUGACGAUGUCUUAGGUCUAAGGCUGCUCUCUCUCUCUCACCACGGCACUGAGACAGCUGAGGCCGCUGCGAAGGUUGACAAAUCGACUUGCUCUCACAGUUUUUGAACAAAGCAGUCCAUAUACGCUGUGUAAAUUCGGCAUUUGACGAUCGCACAGUUGGGACGGGAACAAGGAAACCCUGGUGGUGGAAGAGGAGGAGGUUCGGCCACCGGGCGUUUUGAACGCACAGGGAAACGGAGUGCCGACUGCAUGUCGAAUUUCCGCCCACAUGUCAACUUACGCUAUAACGUAGAAUAAAGAGGGAACGGCAAAGUAACAAAAAGGGCUCGUCAGACGCCCCCACUGAUGUCGGGCCAGACAAUGACCAUGGACUGGCUGAGUUCUGCUGAAGUUUUACUCAGGGAUGGUGGGCCCAAGCUGAAAUAUCUUUCUGUUGACCGAACUUACUUAUUUUCCGUAUCAAAUUCUGAGGUAUGAGCCCCCCAAUUCCGUCCGAGAAGAACCUUGGUCUACGUUGUUUUGCCCUGGAGCCACAAGCCGUAGGACCGAAUCCCCGCGUCGACCACAGAGGGGGUUUAAUGAUAAAGAGCUAGUGCUAAACUAGGACUUGAGGGAUUCUGACAGAAACACCAUGCGGCACAUUUUUCUUAUUACUUCUUAGUCUUUACAGACCUCACCCCCUUCCCCAUCCGUCUAAUCAAUAUUGGAUUAUUCAGUGAACUAACAAAGGGGAUCUGUGAUUAAUCUUCCCUGGUUAAAAUUUUCGUGUUUCCGUCCCAGAGCCGUUUUAAACGCUAACAGCUGACAACGUAUCCUGAAUUCCAAGCCACGCAUUAAAACUGUCUGGAAGAGUGCCCGAAGUAAACGACUGCCCUGACCGUCUUAUUCACAUCAGGGAUUCCGGUUGUGCUUCAAUUAUUAUUUUCCCUUAACAUUCCGCCGAGGGAUAAUCGUCUAUCAAACCGUUAAAUAGGUUUUUAUCGGGUAUAAGCCACUGACCGAAUGUGCAAUCAGAAUGCCUCCCUGGGGAAGGUUCAUUGAACCUGUCGCUGAGUCAUUUGCUCAAGCGAACUUUCAAAGUACAUGCUUCUGUUCAUCCACAAAAGUCCCAAAAGUCCAAUCGCUACGCCGUAUUCGUCAUUUUGACUGACUGUUUUUAAGAUUGUUCAUUCUUUUUUUACCCCGAACUAAUGUGCAUGCGUGCGUACACAUUUGUCAACCGUUAUCCGCCCCCAUCCCUGCCUCCCACAUCGCCUCUCAGUUAUCUCAAAGCUCUUCUGCGUGCCUGUCAUCGUUUGUUGAUGAAUCCAGGAGGCACAAGUACUUUCACACACACACCCCGCACACGUUAGUCCCCUUCUAGUCCUUGUCUCCCACCCUCUGGCACGAAGUGUGCUGUAACCAUGCUGGCGCUGCCGAAAUUCCUCGCACAAACGUCCACCAUCCUACUCAUCGCCGGCCCGACGCAGUAAUUACCGAAUUGUCUUUGCGUGUAUGAUCCGCCCAGCAUUUGUUCAGUUGGUUUGUUGACGUCUGUGCCGGAAGUCUUUUGGGUGAUUACAAAUCCCUACAAGCGAAGCGCUCGUUGAGGCCCGCCUGUUAGGAGACUGUCAUAUUAACUCGGGGGCUGUUUUCGGAAGAAAUUGUCCUCGUCUGUAUGUGUCACGUGUUGUUUUUUACUCGACUGCAUGUAUUUCCCGUCCAGUUCCUGGAACCAUAGGGCAUCUAAGAUAGCAAGCGUGAAGUUCUAAGUGAAACGUUAGUCGGAACUGUAGAAAGUAAAUACUUAAUUAUGACAGUGGGCGCUCACCGAUCAGGUUACGGAACAUGCUCCUUCUGUUGUGUCUUGUGGCUCAUACUAGAACCCUCGCAGGUCGUCGCACAGCGAAAAUGUCUAAAGUAAAUACUUCAUAUUGACCCAACUGUGAAAAACUCGGCGCCUCGGUGGGAUUCAAACCCACGGAGUAAGGGAAAGGCUUUAGUACAGCCAACGCUCUAACCACUUGAGCUACGAGGCCCCGCCGCCAAAAGCUGCCAAAACAUCUAUGAAUUACGCGAGCCUGGUAGUCAUCUGGUGGAUUCUAGGUGAAUUACUUAGUAAAUCCUGCUUGGGCAGUCAACUUACUGUAUCAGAUUUGGUGGAUUCCAGAAGUUGCAGUAGGUUGGGCGGGUAACUUGACCCAAAUGUGAUUAAACUCGCGUCGUCCGACGGGGCCUCGUAGCUCAAGUGGUUAGAGCGUUGGCUGUACUAAAGCCCUCCCCUUACUGCGUGGGUUCGAGUCCCACCGAGGCGCCGAGUUUUUCACAGUUGGGUCAAUAUGAAUUAUUCAAAAUCUGCCAAAACAUCUAUGAAAGUAAAUACGUAAAGUGCUCCUUUGAGGCCUUAGAUCAUUGGGCGGUUCCCAAGAGGGUGGGGUGGCGUAAUUACUGUGAUUAAUUGAAAGUUGUAUCAAAUGCCAUGCGCUACAUGAGGCGGUCACUCCACACUGACCUCACGCCGCCGUCAUCUGCGUCUCCACGAUGUCGGCCGGAUUUCAGCGACCGCAUUCCAAUUGACUGGCGAGACCAUAUACCAGUAACUGCUGCCUCUCCAACGCCGGUAAAAUUCCGCUAAAAGUCCGUUGCAUUUAGAGAAGGGGACGCUACGACGACGUCUACCGCGUUCCCCAAAUUGUGGGUGACGAAACUUACGAAUGAUUGGGAAAUCGCUUGCAGACCGGCAAAAACGAAUGGACCAAAGCUUUGGAGUAAUAAUUCACAGCUUUAAGCGAAUUGAAAAUAUAAAAGAAUACAUAAAAUUAAUAUAGCGUUUUUUUCAGAAAUAUCAACUUUUAGAAAAGCGGGAAAUUCCGAAAAUCGUUGUGACUGAGUAAAGUUAGGCUUUGAGUGUGCAGAAUAACCUUCCAUGCGAGAAAUUGAUUGAAUAGAACAGCACACGUAGAAUAACUUCAAAAAAGAAUCUUUUAGUGAAGCCUUUAUUUAAAUAUCCUUCACGAAUAGGUGUAGUGUCAAGUAUGUCAGCCAACAGCCGGCAGUUUGAGCGUACAGUAGAUGUGCUAACUCAUGAAAUGUCAACCAAAAUUUCGAAAUGCGUUCUCGUUUGGAAAAGAUAAACUAAGUAGUGUUGCAAAACUAAUCCCGAUGCAGCGUAAAUCUAUAAUGAUACAGCUAGCUCAGGGUGUCGGCUUUCGAAAGAACUUAUUUUAGGCUGCAUGCAAGAUCUAUACUCUGCAAAAAAUGACUACUUAUGUAGUAUGCAAUUUUCUCAUUGAUUUUCGAUGCUCUUAAAAAUUCAAUUAUAUUUCAUGGAAAACAUGCAUAAAAAUAUUCAUUAUUUUACUUAUUCGGUAGAAAAUCACGUCUUCUUCCAAUUUCAUACUCAAAAGAACAGUAUAAUUCGGUUUUAAAAACUUUUCUAAUUCCCGAAUAAUUUUGAACCCGACCUGCUGUUACACAUGCAUUCAGGGUUUCAAAACUACAAGCUGUAUAUUUUCCGUGUACUGAACACCAUGCAUUUCUCUACGGUGUUAAGACGAGACCAUAUGAGGUUCAUAAAAUUAAGCAGUGGAUUUGAGCAAUAUUGUUAACUUUACAAGCCACAUUCGUAAAUGCAGAUACAUGACGUUUCAUGAACGGCCAUUUAGCGGUAUUAAAAAACUGUAGAAACUUUUUUAAAACCGAAUUAUACUCUUCUUUUGAGUAUGAAAUUGGAAGAAGACGUAAUUUUCUACCGAAUGAGCAAAAGAAGGAAUAUUUUUAUGCAUUUCGAGGAAAUAUAAUUGGACUUUUAAGGGCAUCGAAAAUCAAUGGGAAAAUUGCAUACUACAUAAGUAGUCAUUUUUUGCAGAGUAUAGAUCUUGCAUACAGUCAAAAAUAAGUUCUUUCGAAAGCCGACACCCUGAGCUAACUGUAUCAUUAUAGAUUUAUGCUGCAUCAGGAUUUGUUUUACAACACUACUUAAUUUAUCUUUUCCAAACGAGAACGCAUUUCGAAAUUUUGGUAGACAUUUCAUGAGUUAGCACAUCUACUGUAGAUCUCAACACGGUUCCACGAGAAUUGGCCGUAUUUUUUCCGAUUUUACAUUGAGAUGUGGUUGACUAAGCCAAGUAGGCUUUUGUUGAUUUCGCCGAUGAGAACGUCAAAAGAAUGAAACAUUUUAUGAGGCCACAUGCUGAGAGGCCGUUUAUUGACUAAUAAAUCCACACUGAAUUAUCAGGUGCAAUCGUAAACAUACCACGUUGUGUAUAUUAAGAGAUAACUUUCCUUUCGUCAAAUCUCUUUGUAAAUAUUUAUAUUGCUGGAACACGAUGACUUCCAGGUAAUCCUCGAAGUCGAUUGUCCGUAAAUGUAGAUUCUGCUCUGUGCUUUUCAAAACCUCCGAAACAAGGUACUUCUUGAAAGUAUUUAUCGAAGUAGUGAGUUCUGGGACAGUUCUAACAACUAACAAGUUACCUCUCUGGAAGUACGUUACCAAAGUUAAGGUGAAAAUUGGGACAGUUGAUCAACUUUUUCAUUUCCCUGAAAAUUAGCGGUAAUUUUUCCGCUACAAAUAAAAGAAGUCAUUUGUCUCUUUCUAUAUUGGGGUGUCUUUCACUAUACUUCUUUACUUUUAGAUUUAGUUCGUAGAUUGUGGGUGCACAAUAGAGUGGCCGUAUAAAUAUUAAUGUAUUGCGGAAACGUCUAAUCUGCUUUCCGUUCCGUUCCUAAAUUACGAAUUAGCGGACUGCCACUAUACUGUGUUAUACUGUAUGCUUAAAAGUUGACUUAGCUACUUUGUGGUGUGUACUUUCGCAGUAUGUUAUUUACCAUUCACAAAUGGCAGAAAAAUGUCGGAAAGUUUAAGCAGCGGAUUGUCUGUUGGCGCUAUAACUGCGUUUUAGCCUAUGGAAUCACGCAGAUGUGCAAAUCGGACUUUUUAAAGUCGAUAAACUGUCUGGUUUUCUAAGCAUGACCUUCUUGCUUUCACCUUACUUUAUCCGAUUUACUGACUACAUCAAUUUUCAAAUGGGACUGGUUCCGUUUGCCAAAACUCGAGAUUACUCUCUUAGCAAGGUACGCACGAAGGCGAGACCUUAAUUUAAAACAGGUAUUAUAUAGGAAACUGCUCGAAUACACGGCAAUGUAGAUUUACGCUCAAAGUUGUAAACAUUUUGGCUAGUAAAAUUAUUUGUUAACAUAUCCAGCAUUAAGACCACCCUUCGAGUGAAGUUCACCGACUUCGUCUCAAAUGAGACAGUCCGCGCUCGCUGCGACAACAUCGCAAGGAUAACCCACGCCAUCCAAAAAAUACGAUUGAGGUGGUUUGGGCACGUUCUUCGCCGUCCACCUCAGGAGCUCAGUGUUACUGCCCUCGAUCCGGCACUAUUGUCCCACUAGAGGCGGUCAGUUCAAAACCUGGCUCGACACAGUUCGCCAAGACAUGGAGGUGGUUCUUGGACCUUCGGUAUUCGCUCUCCGUCGUUGGCGAAGGGAAUGGGUUGAGCUGUCUAGAUCUGCUGCCGCGGAUCGUCACGCGUGGAGAGAUACAGUUGGGGACAUCAUCGAGGCCGGGUAGAUCAGGCAUGAUCACAGCCGUAUCAAGUACAAGUAUGUAAGAAAAACAUUUUCCAGUAUCGGUUAGGCGAAUAAAUAAAGUGUGCAGCGUUUCAGUCGCCCACAAUUGACCGUUCCAAUUUCCGCCAUCACGUUUCGUGAGUUUGGUCGCAUGCUGUGGUUUAUAGGAAGGCAGACUUGCGCCGAAUCCACCGCACUCUCUUCCCUCACCCAUCUUACUCCGGUGGCAUGACAGUGUCAAAACGAACGGAGGCGAGUGCAAGCACGAUGGCUGGCGAGAUUAAGCAACCCGUCUGCGCGUGCCACACACGACCUGGCUUCCACGACACGCACCAGGCCUUCAUAGGGGCAGCUCGCAUCCCAUCCGAGUGGGUGUGCCAUAGAAGUCAUAAUGAAUUCGAGCGCGUCAGACUUUUUGUAGUGAGGAGUGCGCGGAUGGAUUCUCCAGUAUCGACGUACCUCUCCCAUGGACGAUCAGUCGACCGCCACGCUCGCACGUAUCUCAAGGCGUAUUUACUUUAUUUUAUAAUUUGGUCGAUUCCACCCAAGUCUGCGCUUAUCAUACUCACAUUUAUGCACAAGCCAGCACCAUCCCCCUCGGGUAGUGCUGGUUGUCGUAUUCUACACUCAGGACACGAACAAAGCUGAAACGACGUUCAAAACAGGCUCCCUUCUUUCGGCGGGUGCGGUCAUCGAUUCCCUUUGCCAAGAUCGAAAUAAAACCUUCCCCCCGAAAUUUAUGCCUACAUGGUUGAUACUCGCUUUUGUUAGAUAGACUACUGCAUUGGAUUAUAAUCCUCGGAGGUGAUGCCUUCGGCAGUACGUUCGUAUUAUUCACACAGUCGUUUAACUGAUGUUCAGCAAUCUACCCCGGAAAUGACACAUUGAAACGGAUCCUCAUCUUACUUACCGUAGGUGGGCUAACUCAUGAAAUGCCAACCGAAAUUCCGAAAUGCGUUUUCAUUGCGAAAAGAUUAAUUAAGUAGGGUUGUAAAACUAGUCAGCCCAGAACAUAAUUCUACAAUAUUUCAGUUACCUCAGAAUGUCGGCCUUCGAAUGAACUUCUUUCCCGCAGCAGGCAAAACCGUUUUCAUUGCAAGAAGAUUGUUUAAGUAGGGUUGUAAAACUAGUCGAUUUGCAGCAUGAUUCUAUAAUCAGUUACUCCAGGGUGCCGGCUUUCGAAUGAACUUCAUUGCGGCUGCACGCAGAAACUACACUGUGAAAAAUGACUACUUAAUUUGCAUGCAUUUUUCUCAUUGAUUUCGAUGCCCUUAAAAGUGCAAUUAUAUUUCCUCAAAAACAUGCAUAAAAUAUUCAUUCUUUUGCUCAUUCGGUAGAAAAUUACGUCUGCUUUCAGAUUUAUACUUGAAGAAAGGGUAGUAUUCGGUUUUCAAAAACUUUUCCAAUUCCCGAAUAAUUUUGAUCCCGGCCUGCCCAUCACACUUGGCUUCAGGGUUUCCAAACUACAAACCAUAUAUUCUCCGCUUAUGGAAGGCCACAGGUGAUUUCUCUACGGCAUUAAGAGGAGACCAUAUAGGAUUCAUAAAAUUUAGCAGUGGAUUUGGUUCAUCGGUAGAUGCAGAGACAUGAUGUUUUAUGAACGGCCAUUUCACGGCAUUAAAAAGUCCCACAAUUAGAACCAUUUUUAAAACCGAAUUAUACCCUUCCUUCGAGUAUAAAACUGAAAGAAGACGUAAUUUUCCACCGAAUGAGCAUAAGAAUGAAUAUUUUUAUGCAUUUCGAGGAAAUAUAAUUAGACUUUUAAGGGCAUCGAAAAUCAAUGAGAAAAAUGCAUACUACAUAGGUAGUCAUUUUUUACAGAGUGUAUUUUUUGGAUGCAGCCGGAAGGAAGUUCCUCCGAAGGCCGGCAUCCUGCGGUAACUGAAUUAUUAUAGAAUUAUACUGUAGGCUGAUUAGUUUUAUAACCCUACUUAAUUAAUGUUUUCGAAACGAAAACACAUUUCGGAAUUUCGGUUGAUAUUUCAUGAGCUAGCCUCCAUACUGUAUUUGUUUACUGGCAGCGUACGCUGUAAAACCGUAGAAAAAGAAGACGUGGUCACUUUCUACGGAAAGCAAUGGGAAUUUACUCCCAUUGGCACGGUACAAUGCUUAAUCAUAAUGACGUGUUGCUGUAUGGGUAGGGUUCAACGCUCAAACGAUUCGGGACUCAGUUGUAAAUGCACAGUUCAGAAUUACGCGCGUUACUAGGAGGUGACAUUACUAGGGCUUAGUUCUGCUGUUACCGUUCUCUCAGGUAUUAUGAACAGUAUUCAAGAAUGGGCUUGGUUGCUGCGUUCGCAGGACGCGGUGCGACCGGGCGUUAAUUUUACGGGAGUGGAGGUGGGGAGUGAUUAUACUUCAGUCCAACCCUUUUCUCGCAGAAGUUCAUGUUGUUCGGCCCACAUGUUUGCCUAGUGGCCGAAGCAGUCUCCGAGUCUCCCUGAAUUAGAUAGGCUUAAAAACCAGCAUCUUUUCAGACGUCGCAGGGAGGUUCUUCGCAGUUGUGGCCUGCAACCACAAAAGGGCCGGUGAGGUGCGCAUCUAGGCUGGGAAUUGCGGUUGUGAACACUUCUAGGGUGGUUUUCACAGCUUUUGCUCGCCGGGCCUCCGGGUGUGCAACCAAACUCUCGCGAACGUGAAGUCCCAACUAGGCCAACCGCGCCCCAUCCCCCAGCGUCUGGCUAAACGAGGAACGCAGCGCAGUCACACCCAGCGCAUGCCGGCACCGUUGAGACUCUUUUCGGCCAUGCGCAUCUAUGGAAGAAGAGCCGCCGCGUGUGUCCCAGAAUCGUACCGACUUUGAAAUUUUAGCACUUGCGUCUGCUUCGAUCCCGAAGCGUGUUCUUUUACGCGAGUCGUAGCAGCAUGUGCACACAACCGAUUAGCGUGGCCGUGUGUGUGUGUGGCACGCGUAGACGAACCUCUGCGCCCGCACCCACACUUGGUCGUCUUGACAUCGUGUUGCCAUCUGGCGGGGGUGGGUGGGUGGACAAGGAGGGAGGAGAGAGUGCGGUAGGCGCUGCGCAAAUCUGCCUCACCCAUGAACUAAUUCACGCGCGAAUCACGGUGCUGCACUCACUCCGUGGGGCCCCCAAUGGACGUCGUCGUUCGCGACUGUCGAACUGACAGUAUGGUCGACCAGGUGACUGUAUGUACACGACACUGACUAGCGUAGCUGUGUCAGGUCGUGUGUGGCACGCGUAGACGGACCGCUUAGUUUUGUUGGCCGCUGCGCCCGCACCCACCUUCGGUCGUCUUGACAUUGUAUUACCACCGGGGCAAGGUGGAUGAGGGGGGGAGAGAGUGUGGGAGAUGACGCGUUGGCCAACCUUACUAUAAACUACACUGUGUGACCGAUCUCACCAAAUGUUGGCCGAACUUCUGGAAUGCGUUUUCGAUUAGGAAGGAUUACUUAGGUGGGGCUGUAAUAAUGAUAAGUAUGCAGCAUAAGCCUAUAGCAUUCCGGACUCACUAGGAUGUCGGCUUUUGGAUGCACUCCUUUUUGACCUCGUGCAGAAACCGCACUUUGUAAAAAUGACUACUUAAGUAGCAUGCAUUUUUCCUAUUGAUUUUCGAUGGUCUUAUAAAUUUAAAUAUAUUUUAUAGAAAACAUGCACAAAAUAUGCCUUCUUUUACUCCUUUGGUAGAAAAUCACAUUGUCUUGGGGGUUGAUACCUGUAGAAAGUGGAUAUUUGGGUUUUAAAAAGUUUUUAACUAUGAGAUUUUUAAGACCGUGAGCUGUCCAUGCAUACAGGACCGCACAUGUCCGUUUACCAAUGCUCCUAAUGAAAUGCGCAACACAGUCCGGAUCCAUUGCGAAGUUUUAGGAACUCUAUUUGUUACCUUCUUAAAGGCAUGGAGAAAUAUAUGAUUUUCCUUACGCGGAAAGCGUGCACCUUGGAGACUGAAAUCGCCAAACGCUAAUACAAUAACAGAUCAGGCGCAAACUUAUUCGGGAAUUGGAAAACCUUUUUUAAAUCUCAAAUAUGCACUUUUUCGGGUACAAAAUAUCAACGCAAUGUGAUUUUCUACCAAAGGAGUAAGAGAGAGCAUAUUAUUGUGCAUGUUUUCCAGAAAAUAUAUUUGAAUUUAAAAAACCAUCGAAAAUCAGUAGGAAAAAUACAUGCUACUUAAGUAGUCAGUUUUUGCCAAGUGUGGUUUCUGCAAGGGGAGCGAAAAGAAGGUAACUCAAAAGCCGACAUCCUAGCGAGUCUGAAAUACUAUAGGAUUUGGCCUCAUGAUGAUCAAUAUUGCAACCCCACCUAAGUAAUCCUUCCUAAUCGAAAACGCAUUUCAGAAUUUGGGCCAACAUUUUAUGAGAUCGGUCACGCACUGUAAUUGAUGCGUAAGUCACCUGCGCCGCGCAUGGUGGUGGGCGUCUUCGCUUGUGUCGGUUGUUACUUGGGAAGGCAGUUAUGACAUAACUACGCGUCGUUCAAGUAUGGGAACGAGAAUUCGUGGAGAGCCCUUUUGAUGUAGGGGUUGGCCUUUUCGUGGCCAUUUUACUUGGAUUGAGUGGGCCAAACACGAGGCGAUUUAAAUGCCCCACCCCACCUGGCCUGGAAUCGGUCAGCACAGGCAAAAUUUAUUGGCAAGGGGAGGGGACCGAAUAACGCCCACACAUGCUGCGCCCUGUGUCACGCCGACGCCAGUGUUGCCGAACGUUGUCAAAAUAUGUAGCUGCUGAUGGUGUUUCUUGCCUACUAUGUAUGGUUCCAUACUGUAGCUAAUCUGCCGCACCUGACUCUGUGCGCUAAAUGUCACGGUUCGGGAGACUGCCAGUUGACGAAAUAACCUGAAUCGAGAGCCAGAUUGCGAUGGCUCCAUCCUCACAUACGGCUUUUGUGGCUUUUAGACGCUACGUGUGCUCCCCAAACGGGCCACGUGGUAGAUGCGCUGGACCAACACGGAGGUCAUAUCGGAUUCUGGCCGACGUUAUUGGAUUUGCGCACCAUAACAAAUGCCGACGUUUGAGGGGGUGCGGUGGCAGACCCGGUUGCCGGCAGACGUCGCGCACACUCGGGCCCCUGCCGUCCUCCCAUUGUUGUUGUUGUUGGUCAAAAUCUGGUCAUUUUUUGUGUUAACCUGGGAGUGUAGAGUGUAGCACCAAGGUGCGGGCUCGACCGCGCCAUCAACCUGCGCUCUACACCGCCUCCGGUCUUCUUGACGCUGUCUUGAUACCGGGUCCAGGUGGGGAGGAGGAGAGUGUGGUAGAUGCUGCGAAAGUCUGCAUCCACGAUAACCUAAAUCACGCGCAAGUCGCCGUUCCUGCUCUCACCGUUCUGCGGAGCACACGGUGGACAUCGUCAGUACCGAAGGUCGAACUGCCGAGACGCUACGUUAUGUCAGCCACUGUGCCCAAUCACAUUCCCACGAACAGUUUAAUUCGAAUAGGCCACAGCCUCUCAUCCGGUUUUCAUCAACUGGCUCAAACGAAAGCAACUUCUGAGGUGUCGUCUAUUGAAACCGAUGGGCUCUGUCUAAAGCACACCCGCCGGGUUCUAACAGGCGUCAACUCAAUGAUCUCUGGCUGUGGCGCGCGUAGACGGGCUAUUUAACGUCGUCGGUCACUUUGUCUGCCCUAAACUCCGGUCGUCGUGGCACUCUCCCUUUCACUCGCAUUCACCCUUUUAAUUGGUAUUUUUCAGGCAUCUUGCUAAAAAUGUGAGCGGAUAAUGUUGGCACAAGCCAAAGACGUUUAAUCGGCAUCAGUCUUCUAUUCCGUAAAAAAACAUAUAUACAUGUGCAGUUAGUGACCUAACUCAUGAAAUGUGUCGAAAUUUACGAAUGAUUGCCAAUCACUCGCAAGCCGACACCAUUUCAUUAGUCCAAUGUGCAUGUUUAUUAGGUAAAAGUUCAAAAGAAUUAAAAAAAAUAUGAAAGAAAUAUUAAAGACAAUGUUGCGUUGUUUAGAAAUUCCGAUUUAUUUUGAAAAGUACAAUAUCCCGAAAACGUUAGAAGUGGCUCUAAUUAAGUAAAGUCCGUUUUCAGAUGUAUAGAACAUAUUUUCAUACAAAAACGCAGUUAAUAUGAAACUAGAAACAAAAUAACACCCAAUAAUAGUGUUUCAGUGAAGGUUACACCUAAAUGUCGUUUAAUAAUUAGUGUGAUUUCAUAUAUGACGGUUUGUCGACUGCCCACAUUCUGAGCGUAGAUUCCAAAACAGUUUUCCAGGGUCUCGUGUUAUCCUUGACUCUUUUAAGUUAAAUGAGAUGGGGUUCAACAAGAGAAACUGGAUUUUACUUGAUUUCACCGAUGGGGACGUCGUAGGAACAAAAGUUUUCAUAAGGUGACAUAUCAUGAGGCCGGUUGGUGCCUAAGAAAUUUAAAUAAAACCGACAGGCGUGAUCGUAAACAUACCAUUUUGUGUUUACAGGGAGAACCUUUCUUCCGUUAAAUUAAUUGUUCACUUUUCGUCCGUUUUGGAUUACGUUGAAUUUCAGAUCGGCCUCGAAAUAUUGGUGAAUACUUCAUGAUUUUCAGUGUUUUCACUCGAUCGUUCAUAAAGACAAAUUCUGAAUUACGCGUCUGCUUAGAACUUUAAAAUAAGCUUAUUCUUGAAGGCAUUUACCAGAUUCGGGAGUGUUCGGACGCUGCUUUUCAUGAAGAUGGUUGUUUGGGUCACACGUUAGGACUCAUUCAAACACCAAACUUCAUUUUCGAGAAAAAUUGCUAUCUACAACGAGAGUCAUCAAAGAAUAUGCCUUCGAUCAGUUGGAAAAUUUUCCUCAAUAAAUUACCUCCUUAAGAAGUGCUUUAUUACUGCACUCCAUUGACGGAUUUCUGUGCAAAAUGCAUUUUUGCACGGUGAGGCCAAGUAAAAAUUCGACACUUUUGGCCGUUUCUCUCACGUUCCUAAACAAUACUGUUUUUCUACCUUAAACGUAAGAACAUGCCUUUCUCUAUACACUGAGGCCUUUUCCACUGUUUUUGCUCGCUUUUAGACUCCGUUCCUCGAUUAUAAAUGCACGGCAGGGCGCCCAUAUAAAUACUGAUAUUGUACUGAAAGGAUUAAUGUUUUGCUCGUUCUACUCCCGAAGAAGGUAUGCACAGAAGCUAAACUACACGGCAGGUAGCGUCUCAUAUGUUCAGAACUGGAAAUGACCAUUCGGUUGUGGUCACUUAUGUGACAUCAGGUAGAAUUUUCCAAACGGAAAACCCAUUUCAGCCAAUUUAAACGAAGGAAUCCCUAUCUGCGUUAUCACUGCACUUUAGGGCACGAAAUCACACAGAUCUGCUAAUUUGACAUUUAGGAAUGGAAAAAAAGUCUGGUUUUCUUAUAAUAACCGGAGUCUGGGGCAUUUAUUAGCACAGGAAAUUGCACGAAUAUAUUCCAAUGUUCAUUUUCGCUAAAACUUACUGAUACUUUACUUGAUAUAAUUACGUAAACACAAUUUCUGCACAAGAAAAGGACAUUUCAUUGAAGGUUGUGGAUGAGCGAACGAAAUGCGCAUUGUUAACGAUGUCCAGAAAUUCUCGUAUCAGUUUCCGUUAUCAGAUUUCAUGAGAUAGGUCACGUACUGUAUGUGGUGGCUACUUAAGUUAUUGAUUUAGGCCAUAUUUACAGUAGAUGUGCUAACUCAUGAAAUGUCAACCAAAAUUUCGAAAUGCGUUCUCGUUUCGAAAAGAUAAAUUAAGUAGUGAUGUAAAACUAAUCAUGAUGCAGCAUAAAUCUAUAAUGAUUCAGUUACCUCAGAGUGCAUGCAAGAUCUAUACUCUGCAAAAAAUGACUACUUAAGUAAUAUGCAAUUUUCUCAUUGAUUUUUCGAUGCCCUUGAAAAUUUAAUUAUAUUUCAUGGAAAACGUACAUAAGAAUAUUAAUUCUUUUACUUGUUCGGUAGAAAAUUACGUCUUCUUCCAAUUUCAUACUCAAAAGAAGAGUAUAAUUCGGUUUUAAAAAAGUUUAUAAUUGUGAGAUUUUUAAUACCGUUCAAUGGCCGUUCACGAAACGUCAUGUAUCUGCAUUUACGAAUGUGGCUUGUAAAGUUAGCAAUGUUACUCAAAUCCACUGCUUAAUUUUAUGAACCUCAUAUGGUCUCCUCUUAACACCGUAGAGAAAUGCAUGGUUUUCCGUACACGGAAAAUAUAAAGCUUGUAGUUUUGAAACCCUGAAUGCAAGUGUAACAGCAGGUCGGGUUCAAGAUUAUUCGGGAAUUAGAAAAGUUUUUUAAAACCGAAUUAUACUCUUCUUUUGAGUAUAAAAUCGGAAGAAGACGUGAUUUUCUACCGACUAAGUAAAAGAAUGAAUAUUUUUAUGCAUGUUUUCCAUGAAAUAUAAUUGAAUUUUCAAGGGUAUCGAAAAUCGAUGAGAAAAUUGCUUACUAUAUAAGUAGUCAUUUUUUGCAGAGUAUAGAUCUUGCAUGCAGGCGAAAAUAAGUUCUUUCAAAAGCCGACACCCUUAGGUAACUGUAUCAUUAUAGAUUUAUGCUGCAUCGGGAUUAUUUUUGCAACACUACUUGAUUUAUCUUUUCAAAACGAGAACGCAUUUCGAAAUUUUGGUUGACAUUUCAUGAGUUAGCACAUCUACUGUAGUUAUUUUACAAAGUGUUUCUGCCCCCACUUGCGAAAUUCUGUAUAUUAUCCUAGACAAAAGAAAUCGGUAAGAGUGUGACCACUCUACUCGACACGCCUCCCACCCGGCGUACUCAUACAAUUCACCGUCUUGGUAUUGUCAUUGGGCACUAUGGCCUUGACUUGUAUUUGCGACCUGUUGUUUUCUCUCCUUAUUGAAAUCUUUACUGCGGCAUUUCAGUAUACGCUCCGUUGCCGGUUGUGACCGUCCAUAGAAUGCCCGUCCAAGUUUGUUCUUUUACAGGCCAGAAUACCACGUAAUAUCCUUACUGUUAGAGACCCAUUCUCCAUUGUGUACCCUCUUUGAACAUUUUAGGUGAUGGCGGAGGUUACAGAUUGACUAGCCCCGACGGCAGGUUUGAGUUCAAGGUGCGUAGGAAAAACAAUGAAUUCUUCUUUACGGACUUCACAAUGCGGACCUUUGAAAACCUCUUGGCAAAGCACUCCCUGUAGUGACCGACCAUCUUGACUAUUUUUCUAUAUAAGCGUGUUUAUUUUGUCUACCCUUCUCAACGUAAUCACCUUCAAUGGCUCGAGAAUAGAACACUAUCUGCUAUGGUCUUCGAAUGAUAGGUUUCAAGUCGAACUUCAAAGAUCUCUAAUUAUCGAUUGCGGGAAAAGGGUAAACGCCACAAGGGAGUUUUUCGCAUCCCCCAACCGCCCAUCGUUGGGGCUCCGUCUGGGGAGUUCGAAACCAGAGACUUACGGUUUUUUGUUGACUCCUGGCAGUAUUCCUAAGAAAACAGAAACAUUGUCUUAAAUCACAUUCCUGACUUUGUGAACGUCAAAGGCAUGUCGAAUAUGACAGAAUGGGUGUGUAGCAUCGCCCUUCAGUUUUUGCCGUUUUGUCUGAUUGUCGGUAUAAUUAGUAUUUUUAAUUGCAGUGAUAAAGUUGUUCGCAGAGAUCCUGCGAAAUUGGUUCUUCUCGGAAGGAAGUCUCCGGAUUUCUUUGUUGCUAAACUAACCUGAUGGGAUUGUCUUCUUACUUGCCCGGACGACCUCAGAAUUUGACACGAAAAUGUGGACUACCCUGAUAUGGCAGGUGGCCACGUACUAAACUCCAGGGGCUUUUCUAUUUCCGGGUCCUCCUAACUUUAACCUUGACGACAGUUCGACCGUCGUUGCCAAUGCUGCCCACCGUUCAGAUUGGCAGGUUUGAGAGAUCCGGGUUGAGUAUUUGAAGAUGGGCUAACCGGAACAGGUUUAUUUAGAUGCUGACGUUUCGAAAAGUUUGGUCGGCUCUCCAUCGUUAAAGCGUAAAAUGCACUUAAUCGACCAAAAAUUGCAAGUGGCGUGUCACGUUGGUCGGCCUCGUGCUGAUCGAUUUUUCUCUCCUCUCGCUGCCUCGGCCUCUCGGGGGAUGGUUGACGGGCGUUUUGUCUGCGUGCGUUGUGGGUCACCACUCCGUCGGAGGGAGGUGAUUGAGCCAGUGUCGGGUGGACGGUCUGGCGGUUCUUGUUCUCCUUCGCCGAGUAAGCUCGCCGUCGGGCUGUCUCCGUAUGGCUUUCUUAAGCCCGGUGUGGUUGUUUGGUCCUCAAUUUUACGAUUGUGAUGACGUAGGACUUUGUAUGCUGCAGGAAGGUCCAUAUGCCUGUUGCUAGAGUGGGCAUCGGAGGACCACGCCUCGGGAGUUAACCGUUCUGCUUUUUUGUUGCCCCGGCCUAAGAUGGUAGACCUCUGGAGAUCAAAAGUAUGCCCAGUUUCUCCAACGUAUGGUGCUAAUUGAGAGUUUGGGUCUAACCUCCGAGUAGCUGAUUUGUGCUCUUGUAGGCGAGUUAGCAAUUUCCGCCCGGUUUCUCCCACAUAAUUGCAGUCGACCUCAUUGCAAUUUAUUUUGUAGAUAACUACUGAGGUUUCGGCGGGUAGCAAUGGUCCUUAGGUUGCAUCAGACGGCGUCGAGUUGUUGCCUGGGGUGGAUGGACUAUGCUUACUCCGGCGGGAUCAAUCAGCUCCCCCUCAUAAACCCAACUCUAGCCCUAACCCGUGGGAUUUACGGCAAGGUCACCUGCAGGACGGAGGGUCCAUAUUCCUGUGCCCAGAAUUGUACACGAAAAUGUGGACCACCCUGAUAUGGCAGGUGGCCACGUACUAAACUCCAGGGACUUUCCCAUUACCGGGCCCUCCUAACUUUAACCUUGACGACAGUUCGACCGUCGUUGCCGGCGAUGCCGACCGUGUGCUCCACAGCAGGGUGAGAGCAGGGACGGUGACUUACGCGUGAGCCAGAUUAUAGUGUUUGUGGACUUGCGCAGCAUCUACCGCACUCUCCUCGGCAACGGUAUAGAGAAGGACCCCACUUAACUGUCAUUAGACUGUUUUAUCUUGGCAUACAUUUGCAGGCUGUUGCGGAAAUUACACUGCUAAUAAUGAUUACUUCCCACGACCUCACACCCUAACUCAAAAUUCGUUAUUUUAUGGAAUUUACUUUUUGUUUAUUGUUUAAUUACUACUCUCGUUUCCGUUGUCAUACAAUAGUGUGGGAUAAGACUUUCGGCAUAAAUCCAGGCAAUUUCUGCGUUUUCUUUAAUUUUGUCAACUUACUCUCUGGCGUACUGCCCUACCCAUAAAACUACCGCAAAUCACGUAUGGCACGAUCCACGGUCUACUGACAGUUAAGUGGGGUCCUUCUCCAUACCGUUGUCCUCUCUACUCCGACCUAGCCGGUGUCAUGACCAUGUCAAGAGGACCGGAGGUGGGAGAGGGCGCAGUUGGCCGGCGCGACGAGAACUCGCAUCUAGGCGUACCUUAAUACUCCCUGGUCCCCAAAAAAACACUUGAUUAGGGUUUUCAACAACAACUGAUAUAGGGAGAGGGCGCGGCAGGGAUCCCAGUUGGCGCAAAGUGAGCCUGCCACCGCACCCCUAAUGUCGGAAUUUGUUAUGUUCACGCAUUCCCAAUAACUCCCACUGAACCCCGACCUAGCCCCAGUGUUGGUCUGACGCAUUUGGGGGUACUUACCCUAACACGAGCCCUCAUAACCCAACCCUAACCCUCUUAACCCAAACCUUAACCCCGUGGGAUUUACGGCAAAGUCACCUGCAGGACGGAAGGUCCAUAUUCUUGUGCCCAGCUGACCUCUGCGGCAAUGGUACGGGAGGCGUCUCUCGGUUUGCUCCAUUUACUUUCAGCUCCUGGUAACAUCCCAGUCUGCCUUCAGCAAGGUUCAGUAUUGCUGCAUUUAACCUUCCCUGACGCCGUCUGUAUGAGUAGAUUUUCAGCCUCGACCCCAAGGUUGUCGAUCCACCGUGCGGUAUCGCGCAUCGCAUUGGUCACCGACACUAUUAACUGACUCCCUUUCCCUCCCCAACUUCGGAGUAGGACAUAGGUAAUCAACUGCAAUUGACGCCAGGGAGAGUGCAUACACAUGAAAGACUGAUGAAAAUAUUACCAAUAGGGCGAUUGUGUUCGAGCAGAUUUUCAGCGAACGAAGUCCGCAGCUGUUGCAAUAAUCUUUCCAGGUGACAUUAUUUCAGCCUAUUCAUGCACUGAACUAACCAGCAAUCAUUCCAAUAGGGACCUAGACGCACAUCAACCCAAUGGCCUCCUGGAGUAAGCAGGCACCGAAUGGCUGACAGAGGCCAUGGAGAGGCAGUGGUAGCGGUGGACCAUUGAUAGGCUGGACCAGAGUUGCUUCGAGCUUAUCCUGCUUUCAGCCAACCAGUCUUAAGCCUGACCACCAUCCGAUUUCAUAACUUCGAACUUGUUUACACAGCACGCAUAAAUUAAACAGUGAGUGACCGAUCUCAUGAAAUGUUGGCCAAAAUUCUGAAAUCCGUUUUUGAUUAGGAAGGGUUACUUAAGUGGGGUUGUAAUAUUGAUGAUCCCGCGGCAUAAUCCUAUAGUAUUUCGGACUUCGCAGGAUGCCGGCUUUUGAAUGCGCAUCUUUUCAAUCUCCUGUAGAAACCGUACUCGGUAAAAAGUGAUUACUUAGGUAGCAUGCAUUUUUCGAUGAUCUUAUAGAUUCAAAUAUACUUUAUAAAAAACAUGAACAAAAUAUUCUUUCUUUCACUUUUUUGAUAAAGAAUCGAGUCACCUUCAUACUUUAUAGUCGAAGAAGGACAAUAAUAAGGUUUUAAAAAAGUUUCUAAUUAUGAGAUUUCCUAAGACCGUACAGUGUCCAUUCAUAUAGCAUCGUACCUGUCCGUUUACCACUGCUCCUCAUGAAAUUUUCAACAUAGUCCGCAUACAUUGUAAAAUUUUAUGGACUCUAUAUGGCAUCUUUUUAAAGACAUGAAAAAAUAUAUGGUUUUCCUUACGUAGAACGCAUGCACCUUGUUGACUGAAAUCACUAGGCUGAUUCGGCUCCAAAUUAUUCAGGAAUUAGAAAACUUUUUAAACACCUAAUAAUACUAUUUCUUUGAGUAUAAAAUAUGAAGUUGACGUGAUUCUCUAUCAAUAUUACAACCGCACCUAAGGAAUCCUUCCUAAUCGACAACGCAUUUCAGAAUUUUGGCCAACAUUUCAUGAGAUCGGUCACGCACUGUAGGCACUUUUUCGGACCGACAUGGUCAGGUUUACGGCUGACUGCAUGGAGGAUGAGUCAUAAACAGCGCUCCACCCGCACCGCUUUCAGUUCAACCCCUCAAUAAUCAGUUUGCCCUCCUUCUGAAUAAACAUUCGAAGAACUCUUCCUUCACAUGUUCAUGACUUGUCGUUUUGUCGGAACCAAACGCUCUCAAUUUUGGCAAAUUCACCUCAACGGAUUGGAGUCCUCGAUUUUAUGUGAAAGUCGUUGAGUAGGUUCUGGGAGAGAGGGUAACACCCUUGCCAUGUUUUUACCUGUUAGGACCCGGCCUGGCACUUGAAAGUACGUGGGAGCGUAUGCGUACUCGACCCUUGUCCCCAAUACCAACGCGGCAGAGAAGGAGAACGCGACCGGCCAAGAAAAUGUGUAUAAGGAAAUUGCAAGCCAAAAUUAACUGGAUGUAACGCAUAUUUAUAACACCCUACUGUGCUUCGCCGGCGUUCGGCCCAAUGCCCUUCGGGAGGAACAUUCCAGACGAGCCGGUCGAUAAUUCAAAUAUGCAGAUCGAUCAGGCCAGAGAGGAAAAGCCAAUGGCGAGGCGCCACGAUUAAGAUGGCAGCGCAGUAGAGAAAAUGCACGUGGCCUCCAGUGAUUGGCUGGCUCUUGUUUUUGGGAGUGUAGGCACUCCGACCAUUAACGACAAAGGUGAUUCCACUGUCCGAACUUUCUUUAAGAUGGCCGCUCCAUAGAAAAUCACCUAAUCGCCGCCUAGUCCAGCUUUCCUUGUUCGGGGAAUCAAGUCUUGUCGAAGCCGAUAAUACCCACCUUGUACCGAGACAGUUUUCAAACGACUAAAGCUACCCUCUUUACUGGGCGAUUGAACACAUGGCUUUCUGGAAGAGGACGGAAAUCGCAGGUUUCCAAAAUGAGUCGGACCCAUCCGACAGAAGUGGGGAUGUGACCGAAAGCUCUUUUCCGAAAUGUUUCGAUCAUGUUCAGACGACGUGCUAACCAGCAGUUUUGGGACAUGUCCUGGCCGCUUAGGCUGUGAAAAGGUAGGAAGUAAUUUCUUAAAUAGGGCUCCUCGGACAUUCCGGUUGGCCGUCGAAAUGAACAAUAGCGACAAAACUACGUGAAUUGUAAUAGGUGGGCUAACACAUGAAAUGUCAACCGAAAUUCCGAAAUGCGUUUUCGUUUUGAAAAGAUUAACUAAAAAGGGUUGUAAAACUAGUCAGCCUGCAACAUAAUUCUAUAAAUGGCAUCGUACGAUGAGACUUUCGACAGAAAUUUAUCCACUUUCUUUGUCUUCUUGCACUCCAUUCUUUGUGUUGCCCCAUCUGUAAACCCCCCCCCCCCACCCUUAUUCAACGUAUGACACAGUCCACUGGAUAAGUCAAGCUAGUUGGGGCCGCACACCCUAUCGUUACCGAGGGUCGGUUUGUGAAGUACCGUGUGUGAAGAGACACACAUUUCGGGCACUCCUAUCUGAUUUGGCUCGUCGGUCGAACAGCUUCAUAAAGCCAUUUAUGAGUGUUGCACCACCAGGCUCAGUGGGCGUCGCCUGUGCCAAUCGUUUUGCAGGAUAGUUGCUGGUAGUGCAUGUACGACAUAGUAUACUCGUCGGUUUAAGGCUGCGCAACGUUCAUCUUGUCAGAUCGCUGAAACUGACGUGGCCGUGUAACUUCAAGAUGAAUCCCACCCGCAGUACCACGUGCAUCCCUGUAUCACAGGUACUCGGUAAUUCAUGGACGUAUACGUACGGCUGGAGAAACCCGGCCUGUGCAAACAGUUGGGCCACGUGGUCAGCCUCAGCUUGUCCUGGUAAAUCUCAACCCUUUUGAUUUGCAUGUCCUCUCUACGUGCCAACACCCCCAUGUUCUCUUCUAAGUUGUGUUUUUAAAUUAUCAAUUUAUUGAUUGAUUUGCCUGCAGUAAACGACGACCUUACUGUUUUGUAUUGUUCAGAUUAGCAAAGUUGAGAUAUCCGGGUUGAUUAAUGGAAGACGAAGACAGGCUCUCCGGAAGAGGUUUAUUUAAGUGUUGACGUUUCAAAGAGCUGGUCGGCUCUUCAUUGUCAAAGCGUUAAAUGCACUUAAUCGAUCAGAAAUUUAAUCUAAAGUGGCAGUCGUGUUGGCCGGCCUCACGCUGAUCGAUUUUUUCCUCCUCUCGCUGCCUCGGCCUCUCGGGAGAUGGUUGACGGGCGUUUUGCCUGUGUGCUUUGUGAGUCACCACUCCGUCGAGGGGAACUGAUUGGACUUUAGUCGGGCGGUUGGUCUGGCGGUUCUUCUUCUUCCUCACCGAGUAGACUCAGCGUCGGGCUAUCUCCGUGUGGCCUUCUUAAGUUCGAUGUGGUUGUUUGGUCCUGAGCUUUACGAUUGUGAUGACGUAGGACUUUGUAAGCUGCAGGAAGGUCCAGAUGCCUGUUGGUAGAGUGGGCAUCGGAGAACCACGCCUCGAGAGUUAGCCGUUCUAUUUUUGUGUUGCCUCGGCCUAAGAUGGUAGCCCUCUGGAGGUCAAAAGUAUGCCCCGUUUCUCCAACGUGUGUUGCUAGUUGAGAGUUAGGAUCUAACCUCCGAGUGGCCGCUUUGUGUUCCUGUAGGCGAGUUUGCAACUUCCGCCCCGUUUCCCCCACAUAGUUGCAGUCACCCUCAUUGCAAUUCAUUUUGUAGAUGACUGCUGAGGUUUCAGCGGGUGGCAAUGGGUCCUUAGGCUGCGUUCGGCGACGUCGAAUUGUUGCUUGUGGUCGAUGGGCUAUGCCUACUCUGGUGGGAUGUAACAGUCGCGAGACCGCUUCAGAGACCCCUUUAACGUGAGGAAUGGCCCUCCAGACUUCUGUUUGCUGCUGAUUUGGUUGUCGUCUGGGCGCCCAACGUCUGCUUCUCUCGAUGAAAUGCCUGGGAUAACCAUUGACUGCAAAUAGGUUCACAAGGUACAAUCGUUCGGCCCUUUUAUCUUCUGGUGUGCUGCAGUGUGUUUCGACUCUUUGGAAUAGAGUGCGGACACAACUACAAUUGUGAGACAGAGGAUGGUUGCUGUUGAAGUGUAGGAUCUGUCUCGUGUCGGUGGAUUUUCGGAAUACUGUAGUUUGCAGCUGUACAGUGGUACACCGGCGCACAAGUACGUCAAGGAAGGGCAGUUGGUUGUUUGUUUCUGCUUCCAUCGUAAAUUGGAUAUCCGGGUCAACCGAGUUCAGUAGUUCUUUUAGGUGUUCAUUGUCAGUUGUUUUGACAACUACGAAGGUGUCAUCGACAUAGCGGGCCCAGAACUUUGGUUGAUACUUGGUGAACACCAAAUGUUCUACCCGUUGAAGAACUACUUCAGCGAUUAGGCCUGAGAUAGGAGAGCCCAUAGGAGUGCCUUUUAUUUGUUCGUACAUUUGUCCGCCGAAGGUGAAAUAGGUCUUGAGACAGUAUCGCAGAAGCUCGAGCAGAUGCUCAGACUUCAGGGGUUUGUCUCCUCAUAACGCUCUGCCAGUAGUUGGUCCACAACGUCUAUCGCUAGUUGCUGUGGAAUGGAGGUGAAGAGCGAAACGACAUCAAAGGAUACCAUGGACUCGUCUGGCUCUAACCUCAGAUGUUUUAUGCGUUCGAGGAAUUGAUACGCAGAUGAUACUGUUGUUGGUGAGCCUUCAGCCAAAAACUUAAGACGACCGAACAUCCAUUUUGCCAAACCGUACGUCGGAGUUCCACGAAGGGAUACGAUUGGCCUGAGUGGGACAUUUGCCUUGUGUACCUUCGGUAGACCGUAAAAGCGAGCCGUGGCGGUGUCAGUGGGUUUCAUGGAGAACCAGUCGUUGGGUGUAAUUGCCCCCUUGGAUCUGAGAUUUCUUAGGCUUUUGUUUAUCCGAGUGAUUAGAUUUUUUUCCGUAGAAGUUCAAAUCUCUACGUCCUUCACAUUUGUCAUGUCUGUUAUGCAGCGACAGGUUGCAGUUGGUAAACCGUCGCGAGAUUUGUUGAUCCCAAUAAAUUCUGCUGUGUAUGCCUGCUUCACAUUCAUACCGGGGAACUAUUUCUGCGAGUUUUUAGACAGUGUUCACUAGUAAGGCGUCCUCAGUCGCCUUCGUUGGGAAUGACUUUUGUAUGGCUGAGCAGUAUCGGUGGGAUCGCGUUGUAGGCCGUUUAGAUGGAAUACGAUAGAACUUGUGCGACUUUAUUUGAAGUUUAACCAGGUUGUGUUGAAAUUAUGCCAUCUGGCUCGGUAAGAUCUUAUUUCGUAGCCGCACCUGUUAAGGGUUAGGGGUUAUGGGUUUGGGGUUACUGUUAGGGGUAAGGCUUAGGGUUAGAGUUAGGGGUUAGUGUUAAACCCCCUUCUACAACCGGUCCCGUAUGACAAGCGGAUGGGGCCUUCCUACCGCGGGUGUGGCUACGAAAUAAGAUCUGGCCUCUGUCUCUUAUGAAGGACUGGCGUUUAAGAGACGAAUGUUAUACUCCUGGCACUUAACUGAAGUGGAGGUCCCUUACUCUCCUCUGUGUCUAUAGCGGCAUGCAAACGCAUUAUGUUUCUCAUAAGUCACCUCCGACCUCAUUGUCAUCCAUAUAGCCCAGAAUAUUUUUUUACCUAGAAGGCGAAAUUAAGCAAACUAUGGAUCAUGCGGUCUUCUUAAAGCACAUUGCAGAGAAGAGACAACAGUUUGGGCACUGUUCAUAGUCAAUGCAGUUCCAAAGAAGAGACGUUUACCGGAAGAGGUUCUUUAGAGGUCUGACGCUUCGAGUAGUUACUUCGUCUACCCAUCUUCGGAGAUUGGAAAGUCGUGUCCACUGCUCUCAUUAUAUGGCAUACUUUGCUUGGUGCUUCUGCCAUCGAUGCCGCCUGUGUGGCUGAAUCUGAUUCCUAUUUCACCUUGACCUGUGGCACCCACCGCCCCACAUUGACCGCGGAGAUAAUUGGCGGCCCGAUUGUUCCGCUCCGUGACUGUUCCCCGUCAAGAAGGUGCGAAAACUACAUACAGUAGGUGGGCCAACUCAUGAAAUGUCAAUCGAUUUCCAAAAUUCGUUCUCGUCUCGAAAAGAUUAAUUAAGUAGGAUUGUAAAACUAAAAAUCAUGCAGAAUAGUUCUAAAAUAAUUCAGUUACCUCCGUAUGCCGGCUUUCAAACGAAUUUCUUUCCGGCCGCAUGCAAAAACUAUACUCCGUAAAAAACGACUACUUAAAUAGAAUGCAUUUUCCUCAUUGAUUUUUGAUGCCCUUAAAUAUUUAAUUAUAUUUCAUUGAAAAUAUGCAUGAAAAUAUUUAUUAUUUUGCUCAUUCGGUAGAAAAUUACUUCUUCCAAUUUUGUACUCAGAGGAAGGGUAUAAUUCGGUUUUCAAAAAGUUUCUAAUUGUGAGAUUUUUUAAUACCCUGAAAUGGUCGUUCAUAAAACGCCAUGUUCCUGCAUUUACCAAUUUGACUCGUAGGGUUAACAAUAUGGCUCAAACCCACUGUUGAAUUUUAUGAAUCCCAUAUGGUGUCCACUUAAUACCGUACAGAAAUGUAAGGAUUUCCGUACGCGGGAAGUAAACAGCUUGUAGUUUAGAAACCUUUGAAUGCAAGUGUAACGGCAGGCCGAGUUCGAAAUUAUUCGGGAAUUGGAAAAGUUUUUGAAAACCGAAUUAUACCCUUUCUUAGAGUAUAAAAUUAGAAGAAGACGUCAUUUUCUACCGAAUGAGCAAGAGAAUAAAUAUUUUUGUGCAUGUCUUCUAUGAAAUAUAAUUGAAUAUUUAAGGGCAUCGAAAAUAAAUGAGAAAAACGCAUGUUACUUAAGUAGUCAUUCUUCACAGAGUGGCGUUUUUGCAUGCAGCCGGAGAAAAAUCCCUUCGAAAGCCGGCAUCCUGAGGUAACUGAAUUAUUACGGAAUUACGCUGUACAAGGAUAAAUUUCACAACUCUACCUACUUGAUCUUUUCGAAACAAAAACGCAUUUCGGAAUUUCGGUUGACAUUUCAUGAGUUGGCCCACCUACUAUAGGGGUGGCAAAUUAAUGUGGCAGUUGACAGAGCAGUCGGUGGACAUUCAGCCUUCUCGCACCGGCUUUACUCCGUGAUCAUCGUCUCUCAACGGCGUCGAAGUUGAAGAUGUGCCGCAUUUGCGCGACGUGAGUUGCUACCUAGGACUUUGGGUCCAACCUUCGCACAGCCAGCUGGUGCUCAUGGAUUAAGUUUUGUGGCCUUCGGCCGGUUUCUCAAACUUGGUUGCGAAUCUCGCAGUUGCCCUGAAGUUUGAAGACAACGGCCGACAUCUACUGCUUAGAGGAAGGAGCUUUUGGCCGCAUCACUUGCCGGCGGAUUUUAGGGUCAGGCCAGUGGGCAACCCCCAUCCCGUGUGGCGUGAGGGAUCUAACCACAGUUUCGGAGACCCCCUUCGUAUACGGAAGGCACUGCUACAAUUUUGGCUGACCAAGCUGCUAAUUCUGCUUUCUUGCGUUCGGCCUUGUCCAGCAUAUGCUUGCGGACAGCCGCUAACUGCAAAGAAUUCUCGAAAGAGCUUCAUCUCGUUCAGUUUGACGGCGGGAGUGCUACAAUGAGUUUCCGCCCAGCGGUAUGGCGUGCGUACACAGUUUUGUUUGUGUUGCGGUGGGUAGUUGGUGCUAUAACUGAACAUUUGUGGGGUUCUCGUCGGUUCUCCAUGGACUGUCGUCGCCAGUUCGUCGGCAGAUGAAAGGGCUCGAAGUUGGCUCUGAGAAUUUCGUUCUCGCAGAUUAAUCUUGUAAGUUCAAAUCCGGGCGAUCACAGUGGCCCCGGCAGUAUGAAAUGUUUCCCCGCCUUAGAAGUAACCAGUUUAACGUGUGCAGAUGCCUUUGCUCCAUUUAUGAUUCGAAAACGUAGCCCCUAUCCUGUUUAUCUGAACUAUUACUACGUCAAAUCAUAAACUUAGUUUUACGCCCUCAAGAGGAUCAAGACAGUCCAAAUGCAGAUCUACUCCGUCAAUACUCCAGCCAAGAUGGAAAUGAAAAUAGAUCAGGCUGGCAAUCUUUUACAAUAUCAUGUGACAUUGUUUCCAAUAUUUCGUGACGCAUAUGCAAACCCCCUCCCGGGUCGCGAAGCACAUAAAAAUGAGUAAAUGAGUAUACCUUUGGGGCAAUCUUCGUGGUAAAUGACGAAGGAAAAAUAGGUUGUCAAUUCCAUGAUGCCAGAUAAAUCUUGGAAAUAGGAGGGGAUAGAUCCAGUAGAGCAGUUAGACUUCUUCGUUUUUACUCAUAAAUGGAAGUUCUUUUCCGAAAUCUGUAUUUGCAUUGUCGAAUAUUUGUGAGAAUGAUUUCGCUAUGAGGAAGUGGAAGAAGAUAAUGACGGUGGUGGUGGUGGUGGUGGUGGUGGUGGUGGUGGUGGUGGUGGUGGUGGCGGUGGUGGUGGCGGUGGUGGUGGUGGUGAUGGUGGUGGUGGUCAUGGGGUCUCUGAUGAAGUAAAUUUAUUCCACCGGACCUUUCAAAUUCGCGCCCGAGUUCGCCUUUAG